AUGUACGCCACUUUAAACAUACCCACAAUUCAACCCCACUUUUUUUCGCCCCAAUCUUCGCCCAAAACCGCCCUUUCCCCAAAGUCACCCCAAUCCCCUCCCCAAAUCGUCCUUUCCCCAAAUUCCACCCGGUAUUCCGGCCGAAACAAGCGAAACCCCUGUCCGUCUGCCGUCUCGUAUGCGGCUGAGGAGUCUACUGCCGUGGGCACGCUCGGAGGAAGCUUGUACGAGGUUCUGAGAGUUCACCCCACGGCCUCCUUGACAGAGAUCAAGAUGGCGUAUCGCAACCUGGCGAAAGUUUACCAUCCCGAUUUAUCAGGGGAACGCACAUCAGAUGGCCGAGAUUUCAUCGAGAUCCAUAACGCUUAUGCCACGCUAUCGGAUCCGGCAGCGAGGGCGGUUUAUGAUCUGUCGUUGGCGGGGAGAAAUAGGAGGAGGUUACAAACGGCGCCGUUUGGUUUUUCGGGUCGUGGUGGAUUUUACCCGACCCGGAGAUGGGAAACGGACCAGUGUUGGUAG
This is a messenger RNA of Pistacia vera, 519 nucleotides long. Its product is annotated as chaperone protein dnaJ 11, chloroplastic-like. The record is from RefSeq and is a predicted model, not a curated record. The transcript has a single exon. Bases 1 to 519 code for a protein of 172 amino acids. NCBI's taxonomy places the organism in Eukaryota, Viridiplantae, Streptophyta, Magnoliopsida, Sapindales, Anacardiaceae.